Molecule: messenger RNA, 2883 nt
Organism: Ostrea edulis (European flat oyster)
Lineage: Eukaryota; Metazoa; Mollusca; Bivalvia; Ostreida; Ostreidae
Product: paxillin-like
Exons: 10
Coding region: 440-2059 (539 amino acids)
Source: RefSeq, a predicted model, not a curated record
AUGUGUAAUGGGAACAAAAAAAUUUCCGAAGUUGUGUGUCAACAUUUUUGACAUUUUUUAAGGGCUGUUUAAGUUGCAAUAGUGUUUAACGUCCUUAUACACGGAUUAUGAGUGAAGUGCAAAUUACAAAGUGCGUCUAUGAGUAGUCAUUCUUCAUUUAAGUAUACAGGAUUUCCUCUAAAUUUCUCAGAUAUCUUUACACCGGAAGCAAGACUAUAACAAACUUCACAAGUGGUCGUUGAUGCAACACUAUAACCUGAAAGUAAUGGAAGAUUUAGGUUUGUGUAUAUUCUCUCAUAUUGGUUUAGCUUGCUUGUAUUUUUAUUUAAAUUCACAGCCACUCGAGAAGAGAAGAACUCUGCUAUUCCGACUUUCCUCUGUUGAACAGACUGUUGAACACUUCGCAUUUUGUUGUAAUUCGUAAUUGUUGCAAUGAAAUAUGUAUGCAUUAUUGGCUGACCUUCAGAACACGACUACACAAGUAAGACAGUACCAGCAUGUGGAAGGGUCCACUCGACAAGGGGACGUAGGUCAGCAACAGGAACCAGUACAAAAUCAUGCUCAGUACAGCAGUACUCACAGUGAGUACAGCUCACGAUACACACAGAGGUCCAGCGGCAGCGAGACACCACCACCACUACCGCCACCACCACCACAGGAACUUCUGGAGAAUAUUCCACCACCCAAGCAGUUUGAUCAGCCAAUGUACUAUGAGACGGGAGUAACAGAGACCCCCCCUGAGCCCCGGACGUCACAGUUAAGUAGCAAUCUUUCAGAGCUGGACCAACUCCUGCAGGAUCUGAACUCUGCUCAAUUCAUGGCUGAGGUGGACAAACGAAGCUCAGCAAAUCAACCUCUUCCAAAUGGUGGUAGCAAACAGCCCCCACCUGUGGCCCCCAAGCCCUCACGAGAGAAAAGAACUUCAGUGGAUGGCCUUUUGGACAUGUUAGAAGGGUCCGUACCCAACACACCACCCAGUAAUAACUAUAAAAGCCCGCCAUCCAAUGAUAAAUAUGAAUAUACUAUACAAUCGCCACCUGCUCAACCUCAGCAAACCACAAUUCAAGUCCAGCCUAAACCACAGGCCACUUCCACGGCAACCAAAGAGCUGGACGAACUCAUGGCGACACUGUCUGGAUUCAAGGUCAGUGGAAACUCGCAUGAGAGAACACAGAGAUCACUCUCCCCAUCUAAUGAACCUCCUUAUGCCAAACCCCAGAAGAGGAAUGCCUCUCAGAGUAGUGUCCCUUCCACCCCAACCCCUGCCCCCCAGAGAGAGGAACUGGACUCCAUGCUGGGAAAUCUACAAGAAGAUAUGAAGAGUCAGGGAGUGACCACUAAAACGAAAGGUGUGUGUGGUGCCUGUAACCAGCCCGUGAUCGGACAGGUGAUAACAGCUUUAGGAAAGGUUUGGCAUAUAGAACAUUUCACCUGUGCUAACUGUAACCUGCCCCUGGGCACCAAGAACUUCUACGAGAGAGACGGAGAGGCGUACUGUGAAGAAGAUUACCACAAGAUAUUCGCUCCUAAGUGUGCCUAUUGUGAUGGGCCAAUUGUAGAUAAAUGUGUAACUGCCUUAGACUUGACUUGGCAUCCUGAACAUUUCUUCUGUGCUCAGUGUGGGAGGCCGUUUGGUGACGAAGGAUUUCAUGAAAAGAAUGGAAAGGCUUACUGCAGACAAGACUUCCUGGACAUGUUUGCCCCCCGCUGUGGAGGCUGCGGUCAUCCUAUCCUGGACAACUACAUCUCGGCCCUGUCCAGACAUUGGCACCCUGAGUGUUUCGUCUGUCGAGACUGUCACCAGCCAUUUGGCGGGCGCAGUUUCUUCGACCACGAAGGCUUGCCAUAUUGCGAGACUCACUACCAUGCUAAGAGGGGUUCCUUGUGUGCGAGCUGUCAGAAACCAAUCACUGGGCGGUGCAUCACUGCCAUGGGGAAGAAGUUCCAUCCCGAACAUUUCGUGUGCGCUUUCUGCCUGAAACAACUCAACAAGGGAACAUUUAAAGAACAGAAUGACAAGCCUUACUGUCAUCCAUGCUUCGUUAAACUAUUCGGCUGAUGUCGAUCAACUUUGUUAAACUGUUCAGCUGAUGUCACCACACAACUAUAGUCAACUUAUGCAGGCUUUUGUUAUGAUAUAUACAUGAAAUAUAUUGUAUUUUUAUAUGGCAUAUCUCUAUAUCUUUAUCUCUAUUUGGAAAUAAUUAUUUUUACAUUAAUCACGUUUUUUCACAUCAGCACAUUUUUUGCUUGUUAGUUAUAUUUUCCUUAGUUAAUGUUGUAGAUUGGCCAGCAAAAAUUUUGUUUUAGUACCGCUUUAGGCAGUGAGUUUCUGUUUAUACAAUAAUGAUGAAAAAAAUGAUGAGACAUCGCUGAAACAAAGAGUACCAGCUCUAUAACCAAAUGCUCUCUAUACAUGUACCAAGACAGUUCAUAAACACUGUAAAACUUUUUGACAAUAAACUGAAAGUACUUGCUCCGAACACAAAAAUCUGCGCUACUUCAUCGUAUUGCUUGAUUUCCUACAAUUGAAAUGCUUAUUUUGUAUCUAGCACCAGUGAUUAAACAAUUUUCAAAGUUAACUUUAUACAAUUUAUAUUAAAACUCUACAAAUCAAAUGAAGUAUACAAGUUUUCAUGUAUUUUUUUAUGAAAGGAAACAUUUUCUCUGAUAACUAUAAAGAUUCAUCAGUGCUGUUAAUGAAAUUAUCCCUAUUUUUUUAUUUUUGCAAGAUAUCCACACAUAAUUCUGGGCAUGUGUCACAAACACGGUGUGUCAAAGUUUAUUGGAGCAUGGAUCAUGUUAACAUUUAUAAGGCUUGUGAUAUACAGCAUUAAACUGUUUAUCCUGUCCCGAGUCUGGAUAAUAAACGCAGAUAUUCAA